GGGACAAAAUUUUUUGGGCAAAGUGAACAAUAAUUAUGGAUCGGAGGAGUACAUUUUAACUAAAUUCAUGGGAAUCACCCACUUUGUAUGUGCAACCACUGUGAAACAAACUUAACAAAAGCAUGGAGAGUUGUAUUAUCUUCUUUCUUUCUUGAUUCAGCCUAUUAAAAAUCUCGCAAUUCCAUCUCCUCUUUACGAAACCUCCCUCCUCCUCCGCCACCCCCAACAUUCUUCCUUCCUCCAGCCGGGAAUUUUUUUGCAAUGGAUUCCAUCGCCAAGAACUAUUUUGUCAUCAAUGUUCUCCUCUUUUUCCUAUUCUUAGUAGCCAUUAUUUCACUUUAUAACUGGACUCCAGGCCUAGUAUCUAUUCUACCACUCAACUCCACAUUGAUGAGAACUCACACUGAUCAUGUGAGUUCACUUUACAUUUUCAACUUUUUAUACUUUGUUGUCAAUUGAUUUUGAGUUGGACAUCUGUAUAAAUUAAUCUCUUUGGCAGGGAUUGAACGAUGAGCUAGAAGAAGUAUUGUCGAAGGCUUCGACGGAGGACAAGAUGGUGAUCAUUACCGUAGUGAACAAGGCGUAUGUUGAGCCGCAUCACGAUCAAUAUCCGACCAUGUUUGAUAUUUUUCUCGAGGGUUUUUGGGUCGGAGAAAGAACGCAAUUUUUGCUCGAUCAUUUGUUGGUGGUUUCCAUGGAUCAAACGGCUUACAAUCGAUGUUUGUUUAGGAGAUUGAACUGUUACAGAUUGAUAACGGAAGGUGUCGAUUUUACGGAAGAAAAGCUAUAUAUGACGGCAGACUUUAUCAAAAUGAUGUGGGCUAGAACGGCUUUUCUCCUCGACGUUCUCAAGCGAGGUUACAGCUUCAUAUUCACGGACACAGAUAUAAUAUGGUUAAGAGAUCCAUUUCCAAGACUGAAAAUGUACAAGGAAAUCGACGACAUGCAAAUGAGCACGGACCGAUUCAACGGGUAUCCAAGCUCAACGCAAAACUCAAUCAACACCGGAUUUUAUCACGUUAGGUCGAACAACAAGACCAUAACGUUAUUCGAAACCUGGUACGGCAGAAGAACCAGUUCCGCCGGCAUGAAAGAACAGGAUGUUCUGGCCAAAUUGAUCACAAAAGAAGGCGUGAUCGACAAACUAGGGUUGAGGGCAAGGUUUCUGGACAACGAUCAUUUCAGCGGGUUUUGUUCGGACAGCAAGGAAGUCAAUGUAGUGGUCACCGUCCAUGCCAACUGCUGCCGGAGUAUUGGCGCCAAGGUGGCGGAUUUGACUAGGGUGUUGAAAGAUUGGAAGACUCUUAGAGAUCCAAAUAACACUAGUAAUGCUACCACUUGGUCAAAGCAUGAAGCCUGUGGGAAGGCUUGGACGCUGCCACCUUCACUUCUGACCUAACCAAAGUAGCUUCUUCUUCUUCUUUUUUAUUAUUAUUUUUUUAAAUUUUAUAUUUUUAUUUACAAAUUAAUAGUUGUAUCUUUGAAUAGGAAGUUAAAAGAAUUGACUUGAUGGAGUAGUAUACAUAUAAUUGAAUUACGUGUGUAUCGGAUUUGAGGACAUUAGUAGUGUUGGAUUUGAGGAAAUCAGUAUAUUCAUGAGACAAUAUACGAAAAUGUUUUAAUCUAAUGAAGCUUCGUAGUUUCUCUAAGGGGAUUUAAAUGGUAGUACGUAAAAAAGUAAAGAAAAGCUCAUUUG
Molecule: messenger RNA, 1696 nt
Organism: Oldenlandia corymbosa var. corymbosa
Lineage: Eukaryota; Viridiplantae; Streptophyta; Magnoliopsida; Gentianales; Rubiaceae
Source: the annotation of a GenBank genome assembly